UGGUGGUUCUGCUCGAUCCAUGACAUUAGCGUGCCUCAUCUCGUAAAUCCAUUACACUAACGUGCCAAAAGGACAGCGGUGGUUCUGCUCGCCCUUAUUUGAAUUACGGAAGGAGUAUGCAGCAGAAGCAGACACAGUAACCCAUUCAUUCAUUCCAUUUCACAGCCAAUGCAAAAACUACAACUCAAAGAGAAGAAGAAGUGAUAUCACAUGGAUUCCAUUUCUAACCUUCCGCUUCUCGAGAUCGCAGGCGAAGACGAUUCGUUGCUGUUCGAUGUUUCGGCAGCGUCCACCGACGUUUUCUCUUGCUCCCCUCUCCUUUCCCUCGGAUCAAAUCCUCCUCAAUCCGAAGGAAGAGAAGGUGGCGGUGGUGCGGAUUCUGCAACUCCGAGUUCCUCGCUCGGUGAGAAUGCGAACGAAGAGAACGCGGAUUGGAACAAACCACAGAAGCUUAGCUUGGAGACUCAGAAGAUGAAGAGGAAGAAGAGAGGAGGCGGUUACAACUUGCGCAAGAGUUUGGCGUGGGAUCUAGCUUUCUUCACCGAACAAGGUAUUUUGAAUGCAGUGGAGCUUUCUAUGAUUAGUGGCACUGUCUCUACUAAGUCAGGGUUGAAUCAGGAAGCUAUCCAAAAAGAAGAGCCAGUUGGCACUUCGAUAGAGUUGCAGGAAAUUGAAGAGAAUUUGUUUAUGCAUUCAUCAGAUGCUCUUCCCGUUAAAGAUAGCAAAAUUGGCUUAUCUCCGAAGCCUGGUGCAUUGGCUAAAGCUUCUCCGGCCCCGGUUUCCUUGGCAAAGAGGAAAGUGCUUACUGUCAAUGAUACUACAGUUGGGAAUAGAGCAAAACGCAAUGCUUGUCCGUGGUUGCCAGUAGCUUCGUCCUCACUAAAAAGACUUGACACAAAGGCACCGAGUAAAGAAUUGAAAGUCAAUAGGAUACCUGGUCCAAAAUUAAAUGUGUCUGCUACUGCAACAGCUGCUAGGAGUGGAAUGUUGACCUCAGGUUCCUCAAAGAGUAAUCAGAAUGGUCGUCCUAUUCCUGCCACUAAUGUGCAGAGGCAUGCUGGAGUAAAAGGCCUAUCAAAAAAUCCUAAAAUUGCUCCAAGUAACCCAAAAGUUGGCCUGGCUGACAAAUGUUCAGUUACUAGAUCACUUGCCAAGCCGGCUGUGAAACAUUUGGAUAACUCAGUUUCAGAAACGCAUACAAGAUGGAGGAUAAAUUAUUCAUCCUGCCUUCAUUUUUCGAUCUUUGAGAGAGCUCGAGAAAGGUCUCAAAUGAGCCAGGCUGGGUUGUUUCCUUCCCUUCCUAGACCUCGUGGUGGAAGACUUGGUAAUCCUCCCCGUGGUCGGGUUGCUCGUGGUGAUCGAGGAGGAGGCCCUCCCGCUCCUGGUCCAGAAUCAUGA
Molecule: messenger RNA, 1398 nt
Organism: Cajanus cajan (pigeon pea)
Lineage: Eukaryota; Viridiplantae; Streptophyta; Magnoliopsida; Fabales; Fabaceae
Source: RefSeq, a predicted model, not a curated record